AAAUAAAUACUUAAAACUUGGCGGAACGGAAGGGAAGGACCGAAGGAGAGAACCUUCUCCCUCUACUACAUCCCUCCGUACACGCAUACAUCUCCGUCCCCUCUCUCUCUAGAUCAUUGGCAAAUCCCAACGAACAACUAUACAAACUGAUAAGAAAAUCAGUUCGAAAUCGGACACCGAAGAAGUGAUAGUGAGAGAGAGAGAUCAUGUCGUGUUCGUCGUCCAGUGGGUCGUCGGAGGAGGAAGAGGGCGUGGAUUCAUAUCGUAAGGGAGGCUACCACGCCGUGAGAGUCGGCGAUUCGUUCAACGGCGGCCGUUAUAUCGCCCAGAGGAAGCUCGGGUGGGGCCAGUUCUCCACCGUUUGGCUCGCUUACGACACCCGAUCCGCCAGGUACGUUGCUCUUAAGAUUCAGAAAAGUGCACCCCAAUUCGCUCAAGCUGCUUUACAUGAAAUUGAAGUUCUCUCUGCUAUUGCUGAGGGUGACCCCUCAACUAGCAAGUGUGUUGUAAGAUUAGUUGAUCAAUUCAAGCAUACAGGCCCAAAUGGACAACAUUUGUGCAUGGUCCUUGAGUUUCUAGGUGAUAGCCUGCUCCGGCUAACAAAAUAUAAACGUUAUAAAGGUCUUGAGUUGAAUAAAGUGAGGGAGAUAUGCAAAUGCAUUUUGAUUGGACUGGAUUAUCUGCAUCGAGAACUUGGUAUAAUCCACACAGACCUGAAACCUGAAAAUAUUCUUCUCGUUUCCGCUAUUGACCCCGCCAAAGACCCUAUUAGGUCUGGUCGCGCCCCUAUUCUUGAAAAGCCUGAAGGGUAUCCAAAUGGCGGGGUCACAAUGAAUUUUAUUGAAAAAAAGCUAAAGAGGAGGGCAAGGAGGGCUGUGGUAGGGAUAUCAGAGAGACGUGCUUCAGUGGGUGGGAUAGGAGGAAAUCCGACGGUAGAAAGAUGCCUGAAUGGGAUUGAUAUGAGGUGCAAGGUUGUGGAUUUUGGAAAUGCUUGUUGGGCAGAUAAACAGUUUACAGAGGAAAUCCAAACAAGGCAAUACAGAGCCCCUGAAGUUAUACUUCGCUCCAGGUACUCCUUCUCUGUUGAUAUGUGGUCAUUUGCUUGCAUCGCCUUUGAGCUUGCUACGGGGGAAAUGAUGUUUACUCCCAAGUGUGGACAAGGAUUUGAUGAAGACGAGGAUCACCUUGCUCUAAUGAUGGAACUCCUCGGGAAGAUGCCAAAGAAGAUAGCCAUAGGAGGGGCCCGAUCCAAAGACUACUUCGAUAGACACGGUGAUCUGAAGAGGAUCCGGAGGCUGAAAUACUGUCCGCUUGAUCGUUUUCUGGUCGACAAAUUCAAAUUCUGCGACAGCGAUGCUCGUGAGUUUGCAGAGUUUCUAACUCCCCUCCUCGAUUUUGCGCCAGAGAAGAGACCAACUGCUCAGCAAUAUCUACAACACCCAUGGCUCAACACAAGGAACCUGAUCCAGAAAGAAGUGAAGAGUGAAUCUAGUCUGGGAAAAGUAGAAGUGGGGAUAAGCAAACUCCAGAUAAAGGUGGGCAAAUGAGGCAUGGUUUUGCUCUGACCUCCUGCAUGAGUAGUGCUUGUGAUUUAGUUUUUGUAUUCUGUUUUGUUGGUUUGACUUUUUUUUUAAAUAUUUUUUAUUAACAAAGAUGUAGAAUAUGAAAUGAUAAUUGUGAGUAAAUGAGAUCAACGAGGAAUUUGACA
Molecule: messenger RNA, 1708 nt
Organism: Rhododendron vialii
Lineage: Eukaryota; Viridiplantae; Streptophyta; Magnoliopsida; Ericales; Ericaceae
Exons: 4
Coding region: 207-1547 (446 amino acids)
Biological process (GO): regulation of mRNA processing; spliceosomal complex assembly; protein phosphorylation
Molecular function (GO): ATP binding; protein kinase activity
Source: RefSeq, a predicted model, not a curated record